AUGUCUGCGGACUUCUGGGCCGGCUAUAUUAGCGGCGCCAUUGGUAUAAUUAUUGGGAAUCCUCUUGAUCUCAUCAAGGUCCGAUUGCAAGCAAGCAGCUCUACAAAUGGCCCUGUGUCACCUCGGCAAUUGAGUCACUUUGAAAGCACAAGUACCCUUGUGCGAGGUGCUGCGGCCCCUAUUCUCGGAUAUGGAGCUCUCAAUGCUCUACUCUUCGUGUCCUAUAACCGGGCAUUAAUGCUCUUGGAUAAAUCCGUCAUUGACCCUACGGAUCCACAAAAUUGUGCUCUCUAUAAGCUAUGGCUUGCUGGGGCACUUGGCGGGAUUGCCAGCUGGACUGUCUCCUCGCCAACAGAGUUCAUCAAAUGCCGAGCACAGCUUGACGCUCGUCCAGGAGUCUCAUCCUGGACAGUCGCAAACGAUAUCGUCCGGAAUCGCGGCUGGAGAGGCUUAUAUUUUGCUGGUGGAGUAACUUGUGCUAGGGACUCUAUAGGCUAUGGAUUCUACUUCUGGUCCUACGAGUAUUGCAAGAGAUUAAUGUCCUCGCACGAUGAAGAUCCAAGGAGCGCUGCAUUGAAGGUGUUUUUAUGCGGCGGCAUUGCUGGAAUCGUUACAUGGGCUUCUGUAUUUCCACUCGACGUUAUCAAAACUCGACUGCAGGCGAAUACGAUUGCAGCUCAUGCUGAAGCACGUCCAUUAUUGCAGGCACAGACCCACAAACAUACCCUGGGUACAUUCGACCUGGCUAAGGAUAUGUAUCGGACGGAAGGCCUCAAGGCUUUCUAUCGGGGCAUAGGAGUAUGCAGUCUUAGAGCCUUCAUCGUAAACGCCGCCCAGUAG
Molecule: messenger RNA, 840 nt
Organism: Aspergillus mulundensis
Lineage: Eukaryota; Fungi; Ascomycota; Eurotiomycetes; Eurotiales; Aspergillaceae
Product: putative mitochondrial carrier protein
Exons: 4
Coding region: 1-840 (279 amino acids)
Biological process (GO): transmembrane transport
Molecular function (GO): transmembrane transporter activity
Source: RefSeq, a predicted model, not a curated record